Parnassius apollo (apollo) is the source of this 396-nucleotide messenger RNA. Lineage: Eukaryota; Metazoa; Arthropoda; Insecta; Lepidoptera; Papilionidae. The record is from the annotation of a GenBank genome assembly.
AUGAUACUUAACUUCAGCCAACAUUAUGAGAGUCAUUUCAAGAAAGUAAUAACAAAUACAGAGAAGAUUCGAUUCAAAAUAUCUCAAUAUCGUAUUUUUGAAUAUAGUAAAGACCACGUUGAAACUAUUGCAGUCAGUGUUACAACGGGAACGCCACUAUUUGAUUAUUUUCCUAUAAUGAGAAAUGCUCAAGCCCAACUAUUAGUUCUGCUUCAGAAACCGCUGUAUGAUCGUGCAUUGCCGUUGAAAAAGGCUAAAUAUGUUAUGCAGUUGGUAAAGAACUAUGUUCCACCAAAUAAACUAUAUUUCUACAGGGCCCUUAAAAGUAAAGCUGUCGGACCAACAGAUGAUAUUUCUAGCGAAGACGACGAUGAUCAAGCUGAAGUUAACCUUUAA